UCAUUUCCACCGACUUCGGUUUCACCCUCACCUAAAACUUGGGGCAUCUAGAAAAUCACUUUCCACACGUUUUUUCAAAAAAGCGUAAGCGAGACUUUUAGGUUAUUUUUGAUGCGCUACACGAUGGGCAAAGUGGAAUUUUCGCGGCAAGAUGCUCUGUAUAAAGUGGGCGGACCUGCGCGGAAGGACCCUCUCUUUACAUGUCAUUUUCAGGAUAUAGUACAUUACUGCAUUCAUCUAUGCACAUUCGAAGGGCGAAGUAUAAAGUCUUACCUUUGAUUGAUUAUCACAGUACCCUAAGUGCUUAAUUGUUUCUCCCCUCCUCCUGCUUUUUCGUUCAAGUUUUGCUCAGGUCGUUACUUCGGACUUCAUGUCUUAUUCUUAUUUUCUUCCUUUAAACUAUUCAACGUUUCUUUUGUUUUCUGUUCUUAGCAAAUUUUGUCCCAAUUAGCUAAACGUGGUCACAAAAUAAAUUGUACUGCCUAUGGUGGUGCGGUCGUACAAGGUAUCGAAUGGCGAGAUGACGCACAAGAGCUAUGGGCAAACAGUGAUGUUAGAAAAGGCGGUGCACCGAAUGGCUAUUAA
Molecule: messenger RNA, 585 nt
Organism: Didymodactylos carnosus
Lineage: Eukaryota; Metazoa; Rotifera; Eurotatoria; Philodinida; Philodinidae
Source: the annotation of a GenBank genome assembly